AUGGAAGAGGGCAAUCUGAAGGUUCCAAGAGGUAAUGAUAUGGGAAUUUCUGGGGGAGCUAGGGACGAGGCGGUUGAGACGGGAAAGGAGGGCCUGGGCUUUGGAAGCAACAUCAAAGGAGAUAGCUUUGCAAAUCUUAUCUGGGGAACAAGAUUUUGCAGUCCAUCUCCGAAUGUUGCGCUCCAUCCAGAGCCUUCAAAGGCCCCUACUCCUCAUCCGACCUUGGAAGGUCUCCCUGCCCUCAGCUUCAACUCUGAAGACCUCGUUGCAUCCCCUUUGCCCGUGAUGGAUCUCCAUGCCCCUGCUGAAGACCCUCAAGCCUUCGACCCCUCGCUGGAAGGCUACCCUGAUCUCCAUUUUGAUGUUGGCCCCCACCCUAUACAUGCACUGGCCUCUGCUAGGCCCCAGCACCCUUGCAAUGAUCUCGCUACCAAUGGAAUCCCUAUCAGUUCUGGAUUGUUAAGUGCCCAAGAUAUUCGCUCAGCCCCUCUGGUUGAACUUUUGGAUGAGGUCCCUGUUGAGAAAAAGGCAUAUCUUUCUGACUUUUCUUUCUUCUGCACUUCCAGGGUGUAUAUUUCUUCAAAUUCUGGUGCUGAUUCAGAAACAAAAGCUUGUGUCACUAAGGAAACUGCAGUGUCCAUUCCUACAGUGCCAAAACAUGCCCUUCAGGCAUUCGUGUUGCUGAAAGAGAGUUCUGCAGCCCAGAGCGUUGUCUCUGCUCUUGUGGCUGACAAAAAUGUCUGGGAUGCCGUGAUGCAAAAUGAGAAAGUUAUGGAGUUCUUCCAAUCUCAGCAGACAACUGGUAUGGAUUUCAAUGACAAGGAAUCAUGUGUGGAUAAUGAAUUUAAUGAUCAGGAAUCAGUAAAGAUCAUUGAUGAUGAGUAUGAUGGUAAAUCUUCUGAAAGCGGCUUCAUGGGCUUUAUAGAGAAUGUCAAGAUUAAGGUGGCAGAGAUGGUGAAGAACAUGUCUGAUUUCAUCCAGAACCUUUUUGGGGGUUCAAUAGCAGGAAACAAAUCGAUGGAUGAAAAGGGUAGUGCCAGUGGAAUGCUCCCGGACAAGUCAAUUGCAGCAUCGUUCAUGGGAUUGGCUAUAUUAGUAAUUAUGGUGGUGGUGAUGAAGCGAUCAUAAAUUAGUCGACAUUACAAAUGUGAUCCAUAUAUAUAUUUUUUCUGAGACUAACUUGCUAUACAUAUGCUCUGGCUGUUGGGAUAUUUUAUGAUGACUACAAAUUCAGGUUUGCUGUACAGUACACAAAA
Messenger RNA from Macadamia integrifolia, 1256 nucleotides. RefSeq lists its product as uncharacterized. The transcript is spliced from 5 exons. Lineage: Eukaryota; Viridiplantae; Streptophyta; Magnoliopsida; Proteales; Proteaceae. The record is from RefSeq and is a predicted model, not a curated record. Bases 1 to 1128 code for a protein of 375 amino acids.